AUUGUUAAACCAUCAGACACAAGUUGGCUGUUCUUCCUUGUUCUGAGUGAUGGCUCGUGGGACUUUGAGUUUUUUCUUCAUCCUCUCCUUCUUUGGAGGUCAUUUGGUGCCGGCAGCUGGCUACGCUAAUGGUAAGGUCACUAAAGCCUGCAGUACUAUGGAACCUCAUCAUGGUGUCCCAGCUCAGACGACUACCAGCCCCUACCAGCUGAAAACCAACGUCACCAGCUUCAGUCCAGGAGACAGGAUCCAGGUCAUCCUCACAGGUUCAAAGUCCUUCGAAGGCUUCCUGUUACAGGCCCGGGAUCCAACCAAUCAGGCCUCCGUAUCAACGAUCGGCACCUUCAUGUUAACUAAUCCUAUCAGAACGCAGCUGCUCACCUGCUCUAUGCACCAGGAUUCAGCUGUGAGCCACACAAGUGACCACAAACAGAGCGAGGUGGUGGUGAUCUGGAACGCUCCUCAUGACGCUCCAGACACAGUUCAGUUUUUGAGUAGAAAGUUUAAAAAAGCUUUUCCUCCACAGUUGAUGACAUUCGAGCUGAGUGGCCCAGCAGAGGGAUACAUUGCUUUUGCUCUAUCCUUGGACAAAUGGAUGGGCAACGAUGACGUCUACAUGUGUGUGACUGAUGGGGACAGUGUGUCUGUCAGUGCUGCCUUUGUUAGUGGGCGAACAUAUCCUGAAGGACAAACACAGAAAUCACGUGCUCUCAUGCUGUUUGCCUGGAUGCUAACAGGAAGUGUUGGUACUUUUAUCGCCAGUUUCUACAAACACCAGUGGGCGAAUCAGACCCUGUUAGGUCAGAAAGUCUGGUUUCAGGUUCAUCGAGGGCUGAUGAUGCUAACAGUCAUUCUCACAGCUAUAGCCUUUUCCUUCCCAUUUUUCUACAGGAGAGGAUGGAGCAAGGUAAGGUACCCAGCCACACAAACUCAUUCUCCUCUUGCUCCAUGUAGUGAGUACCACAUUUUGACUCUGACUUCAGCUGAUUUGAG
This is a messenger RNA of Cyprinodon variegatus (sheepshead minnow), 993 nucleotides long. RefSeq names its product putative ferric-chelate reductase 1. The transcript has 9 exons. The annotation marks the transcript as partial. The record is from RefSeq and is a predicted model, not a curated record. Lineage: Eukaryota; Metazoa; Chordata; Actinopteri; Cyprinodontiformes; Cyprinodontidae. Gene Ontology annotation, molecular function: oxidoreductase activity, acting on metal ions.